This is a messenger RNA of Schistocerca serialis cubense, 384 nucleotides long. RefSeq names its product T-cell leukemia homeobox protein 3-like. The transcript has 3 exons. Lineage: Eukaryota; Metazoa; Arthropoda; Insecta; Orthoptera; Acrididae. The record is from RefSeq and is a predicted model, not a curated record. Bases 1 to 384 code for a protein of 127 amino acids.
AUGGCGGCAGUGUUUGCCGGGAGACUUGGCCAGCCCGGGCCCUCCGCGGCCGUGGGCGGGGGAGCGGCUGGCAGCUCGCCACGGUGGUCACCACCACCACCACCACCACCACCACCACCACCACCACCACCACCACCAUACAACAAUAUAGUGGCCCGAUGGCAGCACGGGGGAGUUGCCGCCCCCUGGGGACGGCUCACAAAAGCGCCGCCUCAUCGGCAUGGGCGGCACGGCGGCGGCGCAGCGGAGGCAGCAGGCAGCAGGCGGGGGGCACGCGUGUGCCGGCCGCAGCCGUGCCGGCCAGUGUCCGCUCUGGAGACCGGGCCGAGCUGCGUGUGGGCGGCGGCCGGCGAGCGGGCGACCACGUGCGGCGGCCAGCCUUGA